Mesocricetus auratus (golden hamster) is the source of this 5258-nucleotide messenger RNA. RefSeq names its product neuronal pentraxin 1 (gene Nptx1). The transcript has 5 exons. The record is from RefSeq and is a predicted model, not a curated record. Gene Ontology annotation, biological process: axonogenesis involved in innervation. Lineage: Eukaryota; Metazoa; Chordata; Mammalia; Rodentia; Cricetidae. Bases 238 to 1536 code for a protein of 432 amino acids. Gene Ontology annotation, cellular component: plasma membrane; neuron projection.
CCCCCGCUGACGUCGGCGGCGCCGAGGCCCCUCCCGCGGCUGCAUAAAAAGGCGCGGGCUCCGCAGCGCAGGCGGCAGUGGGGGCCGAGGAGCGCGGCGAGAAGACGCUACAGCUGAAAAGCGAGGUUCCCAGAACGCGGGCCGCCUGCGGAGCGACUGCCCCAGCCAGCCCGAACCCGGUCCCAGCCCGAUCCCCACCGGAGCCGAGCGGACGCGGUGCUCCAGGUGUCCGCAGCCAUGCUGGCCGGCCGCGCCGUGCGCACCUGUGCGCUGCUCGCCCUCUGCCUCCUGGGCAGUCGGGCCCAGGAUUUCGGGCCGACCCGCUUCAUCUGCACUUCGGUGCCGGUGGACGCCGACAUGUGUGCCGCGUCCGUGGCCGCGGGAGGCGCGGAGGAGCUUCGGAGCAACGUGCUGCAGCUCCGCGAGACCGUGCUGCAGCAGAAGGAGACUAUCCUCAGCCAGAAGGAGACCAUCAGGGAGCUGACCACCAAGCUUGGCCGCUGCGAGAGCCAGAGCACCCUGGACGCAGGUCCCGGCGAAGCCAGGUCGGGCGGCGGCCGCAAGCAGCCUGGCUCGGGCAAGAAUACGAUGGGCGACCUGUCCCGGACGCCGGCCGCGGAGACGCUCAGCCAACUCGGGCAAACUUUGCAAUCUCUUAAAACCCGACUGGAGAACCUCGAGCAGUACAGCCGCCUCAAUUCUUCCAGCCAGACCAACAGCCUCAAGGAUCUGCUGCAGAGCAAGAUUGAUGACCUGGAGCGGCAGGUGCUGUCUCGGGUGAACACUCUGGAGGAGGGCAAAGGGGGCCCCAAGAACGACACAGAGGAGAGGGUCAAGAUCGAGAGCGCCUUGACCUCCCUGCAUCAGCGGAUCAGCGAGCUGGAGAAAGGUCAGAAAGACAAUCGCCCGGGAGACAAGUUUCAGCUGACGUUCCCGCUGCGGACCAACUACAUGUACGCCAAGGUGAAGAAGAGCCUGCCGGAGAUGUACGCCUUCACCGUGUGCAUGUGGCUCAAAUCCAGUGCAGCUCCCGGAGUGGGCACGCCCUUCUCUUACGCCGUGCCCGGGCAGGCCAACGAGCUGGUCCUCAUCGAGUGGGGCAACAACCCCAUGGAGAUCCUCAUUAACGACAAGGUGGCCAAGCUGCCCUUCGUGAUCAACGAUGGCAAAUGGCACCACAUCUGCGUCACCUGGACCACCCGGGAUGGGGUCUGGGAGGCCUAUCAGGAUGGUACCCAGGGCGGCAAUGGAGAGAACCUGGCUCCCUACCAUCCCAUCAAACCACAGGGUGUGCUGGUGCUGGGCCAGGAGCAGGACACUCUAGGUGGAGGGUUUGACGCCACCCAAGCGUUUGUGGGCGAGCUGGCCCACUUCAACAUCUGGGACCGCAAGCUGACCCCCGGGGAAGUGUACAACCUGGCCACCUGCAGCAGCAAGGCCCUCUCUGGCAAUGUCAUCGCCUGGGCCGAGUCUCAGAUCGAGAUCUAUGGUGGAGCCACCAAGUGGACAUUCGAGGCUUGUCGCCAGGUCAACUGAAAGCUUCAGGCUAGGGCUGAGCCCCCAGCCCCAGGCCUGCCCACCCUGCUUGUGCGGUGAUGACCCAUCGUCUCCCCCCUCCCCCAGGAAUGACUCAAGGCCAUGGCCCCUGCACACACGCACACGCCACACAGCCUGGUUUGUCCUCCUUGUGCACACGAAGCAGUCCCGACUCUUCUUUGGCCCUAAGGACACCCCACUUCUCCCUAGGAGCCCUACUAUCUCCCGGGCAUGCCUAGCUAAAGCAGGCGGCAUCAGCUUUGACAACGCAGAAUUAGGUGAGGUUGUGUGUGUGUGUGUGUGUGUGUGUGUGUGUGUGUGUGUGUGUGUGUGUGUAGGAGGCUUUUCUUUUAGAAUGAGAUAGUUCGUUCCCUCCUUUCUUUGUGGUUUUCGUGAGUUUCUGAUGGGUCAGCUGCCUGUGUGCCUUGGGGCUGGUGCAGCUUCCUGGGCACACACUGUCUAUCCUCAUUUGCAGACCUCUUCGGGAGUGACAUAGCUCUCUACUGAUGUAAGUCCUGUAACUGUGUGUCGAGCCUGGGGAACCUUUCCACAGGAAUUUCUGUUUGGGAUAAGUGGAUUCUCUGAAAAUCGGAGACUUGAUUGUCCUAGAAUGGCACCACCUAGAUGCCGUAAUCUCCCUCCCCCACCCAAGUCAGGUUGUCUGCCGUCUGCAUCUGAGGGUAGAGGGGGCCACUCCGCAGCUCCAUCCAUGGGCUGCACCCUCGGCCUUCCUGCCUCCUCCUGUCACUCAACACUGGGACCUGUUACUCCCUUCCAGCCUCCAAAGCUGCUUUAGCCCAGUGGUACCGAGAAGGGAGGGCCCCACCAGGGUCCCAGGACACAGGGCCUUGGCACCCACCCUCCUCCCUCUGGUAGAGAGACCAGAGGCUUUAAGUGGGGAUCUCAGUGCUUGCUCUCAGCUGCAGAGGGCUCUGAGACUUGACCCACAGCCCAUGGGAAUGUCUUCCCAUGGCAUUUUUCACAGCCAUACCCCUCCCAGCACACCCAGGCCCAGGUGAGCUAGCUCAGACCCCCCCUUGGGGGGGCAGGGGCUCAGAAACUGCUCAAGUGGAGCCUGCUGGCCAGGGUGGGGCCCGCCAUCUAUUCCUGCAUCUCAUGGGGGCAUGCGCCCUGCAGUAGCCCCGACCUGCCACAGGCUUGUGACACUGAGCCCGUGGCUUUUCCUUAUUGAAAGCAGGCCCCGAGUACCGCCUUCUAAGGACUGGGACAAAAUGUGUAUGCGCACAUGCAUCUGUUGGACGAUAAGAGAACGCCAAGGAGGCUGUGUCCAGGUGGGGUGGACCCCUGCUCUGUUUCCCUGUCUUGUGGGCAUACGCCCAGAUGACACCUGGACUGUCUACUCCAGUAGCCUGACUAGCAAAAGGCUGGCAAGCCUUUCUAGAAACCUACGCACUGCCUGGCUCGUCUGCAGCUGCAGACGCUUCCUCAACGGGAGCAGGGCAUGCUCCUGUCUCCUUCCACACAGAUCCGUGUCGUGUGUGAACCUUAGUGCAUCCGUGUGUGUCUGCGUGCUGUCUGUUGUCAGUGUUUCUCGUGGGUGUCUGCACGGUUCCCGGUCACUGCCCCGUGGCGCAUUGCUCUUGGGGCAUGCAAGUCAGGCAGUGUGCCACUUGGUGUCCAGCAGUGGCUUUCUCUUAGAUAAUUGUGCUUCCUCCUCGGCGCCCUUCGGGUUGUGGCAUCCUUGGAUCUGUGGGGGUCCUCUGUGUUUGCAUGUUCCUCAGGGUGGUGUGUUUCUCGCUCCCUUGGUCCCAUGCGUGUUCCCUUGCCUGCAUGGACUUCUCUGGUUCUGUGUCGUGUGCCGAGUGCCACCCAGUGUUCUGUGAUCACCCAUGUAGCUGCUGAAAACAAAAAUGGCUGGGUAAGCAAGCCAGGGGUGUUGGGGAAGGUCAAGAGAGAGAGAGAUCAGCAUCCCUCUCCCCUUCCUUCUCCCCAGAUAUAGCAAGAAGCAUCUCUAACAUCUAGGUUGAGAACAAGCCUGAAUGGUACCCAUGGUUGGGAGAGAGAGAGAGAGAGAGAAAGAGAGAGAGAUCGUGAGCUUGGAAUCAACUUUCCAGACCAGAUCGAGCCCCACCCUUACUUUAGCCAUCUGGGAGCCACCACCAGGCAAGGCCCAGAGCCGGCUGUGCCCAGUGCACUCCUGCCAACCCCUGCCACCAGCCCCUGCCAACGCGGACCCCAGACCACCUGCACCCAGAUGGGUGGGGUGGGAGCUGUCCGCUCAGGACCACAAGCCAUCCUCUGCCCCGGUUCAGAGGGCAGAGCACACCCCCCAAUGCUUACCGCCUCCACCCCUUCAUCUCACAGCGCCUCUCCCUUUUCCUCUCCCCUGCGGCACCCAUGGUGCCAGGGACAGAAGCUGACGCCCAGCUCUUGCCCUGCCCCUGACUGGAGUCUGUGCCAAGCCCCUCCCUUCCGUCACUGUGCUCACACUUGGCACUUUGCUGGCCCUGAGAAAGGUAGUGACAGCCGCAAAUCUAAUCCGCAUACCUUCCAUCGACUCCGUAAUCUGAUUGAUGUUCCCUCUUGCACUGAAUAAUACACGCCUCUCUCAGGUAAGCCAUUUUAUAAAAACACGAGAUAAAACGCACUGUCGAGACAGUGUUUGCUUCUGCCGAUGGUGUCCGACAGCACCCUGGGCAUUAGAGUGGGAGAGUUGCCACGGAGGCUCCCAGGCCCCAGGGGGCUGAGAGCCCACUUGAAUUGUAAGCCUUCUUGCUUUUGAUAACACAGUAUUAUUUCUCUUACUGUAGAAGAAAAAGUUUAUUACCAAACAAGAGUAUUUUUAUGAAAGAAUAGGACAAACCUAUAAAUUAUCUCAACCUAUAUCUCCCUUGAAAAUACUUUCAGGCUCCACCAAAAUGUAGGACUGAAAGCGUGUAUUUUGGCAGAAAGAGAUACAUUUUUGUAUGCUUUCUUUUCCUUUUGUAGACUCCCGACUUAUUUUCUAAGACUGCAAAGAUCACUUUGUCACCAGCCCUGGGACCUGAGACCAAGGGGUUGUCUUGUGGGUAGUGAGGGGGAAGGAGAGGUGGGCCUGAGGUUCACAGUCAUUCCAGUGAGCCCUGAUAAGGGGCCACCAGGUCUCGAAGGUGUGUUGGGGGCCUUUGAUGGUGGGUUCUUUGUCUUGGAGCUGACUGGUUAUGUGGGACGGGAUGAGCAUUUGGAUACCAAUUCUAAGCUUGAUAGGAGACACUAAGGUUACUCUGGCUAACACAGGGGCAUCGUGUCCUUAGUGUCACUCAGAGCUGUCAUGAUUUCAUCUAAAACACAACAUGUAAACUUACUCAGCUAACGAUGGGAAUCGUAUUGCUUCUGUGCGCAGCGGGCUUACGUGCAAUCUGUUCAGAUGGGAACAAGUCAUUGAGGAGAAACAAAAGCCCAAUACUUAGAGUCCCAAUUUUGUCUUAUUUGCCAAAAAAGCAACCCCCCCUAGAGUUGAUAUUGUUACAAUGUACAUACUGUAAAAUAUGAAAGAAUCGAUGUAUCUUACUUUUUCAUUAUUUGCUAACCAAAGCUGUACAUUUUUCAUACGAUCUGCAGCCUUUUGAGUAUCAAAGGGGUAAAACCACCACCAUCAGCCAUUAUGGAAGUGCACUAUUUAUACUGGUACCCUUGCUUUCCCCCCCCCCCCCCCCCCAUUUUCUUGCUGAGAUGACAUGAAUCGUUGAGUUUAUUUUUACACAGUAAAGAGUGAAGAAAGA